CUGUACAUGAGGCGAAGGGAGGAGCGACUUGGGAGGGAGAGAGUGUGUUUCUCCUGAUUUUCAUGUCCCCGUCGUGGCAGCCCGAGCACUUUUCGCAUCCCGCCGAGGAAAACGAUCUCCGAGCGAAGUCGUUGGAGAGGCAAAAGUAGGAGCUGCGCGAAAAUUUCGUGUUUAAUGUUGAGGCAUUAGCCCGAGUUAGCUCCCUCUCUCUGCUCUGCUUUGCGCGGUGUUCUGGAGGGAGGCAUCCACACUUGCACUGGAUACGGCUUUCCACCACCGACCACUGCCUCAAAAGACCUUGCGAGUAAACACCCGAUUCACACGGGUUAUCACAGUUGCGUAACCCGGAAGCCACAAGAAGUGCUCGCGUGCUUUUUGGCAAAGCCCUGAAUUGCCUGUCUGCCAAGGGUGGCAACCAGAAGUCUCCGAAAGCCAAGGCCUGAGGAAGCCAUUAACCGCACACACCUCCCUGCAGGGCACUGAUCUGGUCACAGUACUGAGUUCCAGUGUGUUGGAUUUGGUCAGUGAGCAUCGCUCCUUAGAGCUGUGGGAUGCCUGUUUGACUCAUCAACGCGAAUGACAAGAGUUCAUCCACGAGUGGGGCCUGCCUCAGUCUCACAUGAUUGGCUGCUGGAUGGAAUUAAGGUGAAUGGAACACAUGCCCAAGGAGCAGGACCUUAACCUAUCAGAGGGAGAAGAGAAACGGUGGCUCGAUGGCCCGAAGAGGAAGAGGAAGAACAGUCAGUGUUCGGUGAAGAGCAUGUCUGGGUACAUCCCCAGUUAUCUAGAGAAGGAUGAGCCGUGUGUGGUGUGUGGAGACAAAGCCACUGGCUACCACUACCGCUGCAUCACCUGUGAGGGCUGCAAGGGGUUUUUUCGGCGCACCAUCCAGAAGAACCUGCACCCCUCUUACUCCUGCAAAUAUGACGGCUGCUGCAUCAUUGACAAGAUCACCCGCAAUCAGUGCCAGCUCUGCCGGUUUAAAAAGUGCAUUGCUGUCGGCAUGGCCAUGGACCUGGUUCUGGAUGAGGCCAAGCGGAUGGCGAAGCGACGUCUGAUAGAGGAGAACAGGGAGAAGAGGAAGAAAGAGGAAAUGGUGAAGACGUUGCAUAACCGGCCGGAGCCCACAGGCUCUGAGUGGGAACUGAUCCGCAUGGUGACAGAGGCUCAUCGCCACACUAACGCACAGGGCUCUCACUGGAAACAGAAACGCAAGUUCCUGCCUGAAGACAUCGGCCAGUCCCCAGUAGCUGCAACGUCAGAUGGGGACAAGGUGGAUCUGGAAGCCUUCAGUGAGUUCACCAAGAUCAUCACCCCUGCCAUCACACGCGUUGUCGACUUUGCCAAAAAACUGCCCAUGUUUUCGGAGCUGCCUUGUGAGGAUCAGAUCAUCCUGCUGAAGGGCUGCUGUAUGGAGAUCAUGUCUCUGCGGGCAGCAGUGCGGUACGAUCCAGAGAGCGAGACUCUAACACUGAGUGGGGAGAUGGCAGUAAAGCGAGAGCAGCUGAAGAAUGGUGGGCUGGGCGUUGUGUCCGACGCCAUCUUUGACCUGGGAAAGAGCCUGGCUCAGUUUAACCUGGACGACACGGAGGUGGCACUGCUGCAGGCUGUGCUUCUCAUGAGCUCAGACCGCUCAGGCCUAACGUGUGUGGAGAAGAUCGAGAAGUGCCAGGAGACCUACCUGCUGGCGUUCGAACACUACAUCAACUAUCGCAAGCACAACAUUCCCCACUUCUGGCCCAAGCUGCUGAUGAAGGUGACGGACCUGCGCAUGAUUGGAGCCUGCCAUGCCAGCCGCUUCCUGCACAUGAAGGUGGAGUGUCCCACCGAGCUCUUCCCUCCACUUUUCCUCGAGGUGUUCGAGGACCAGGAGGUGUGAGCCCCGGAUUGAAGAGAGAGCGCAGUAGGAACCUGCGCUUUUUUUUUCCUUCACCGACCACCUCCCUCCACCCCCAAACAAACACGGCCCCACAGCCCUCCUCCCCAUGCAUCAAACUCACCAGCAGCAGUAGCAGCAGUGACCGCAGAGGCAGAGGCAGGGGUCCCAGUCAGGAAGGGGUUAAUUUCUGGGGGUUUUUUUCUGCUUUCCCUUUUUUCUUUUUUUUUUUUUUUGAUUUACAGAAUGCUCAGUCCUCACUUUCUCCACACCCACCUUAGAUCCUCCCUGCCAAUCAAUUUAUCCGGUGGCCCUUCUGUCUCUGCGCUUUCACCGUAGACUGAUCUACCUGAACCUCAGCUAUGGACACAUAAUAAACACACAUAAAAACACACACAGACAUCUAACCUCAUGCAAGAACUCUUAAGCAAGUAUAAACCCACACAGCGCACUACUCUCACACCAGUUUCUCAGAGCAGUUUUGUUGUGCAGUGCAUUUGGCUGAUGCAUGUCUGCAGGUCCUCUCUGAUUGGAGGGCUUGCUGCUAGACGACGACCUUGGCAGCCCUGCUGAGAAAGGGCAGAGAUUUGUGUUAACCAGUGGUCAGUUAAAUUAAGUAGUGUAAAUAAUCCUGGUACCACUAGUGAUAACCAGUGUCACUCUCUCGUAUUCAUCAUGUGACCAGAUCAACAUUAGCUAUGUCACAUGAUGCCAUAGUUUUUCAAAGCUCUUUGCUAAUCUGGAGCAGACUUGAACAUACCUCAUUACACUCAAACUAAUUACAGUGAGCCUGUGUGCAGAGCAGGAGGAUAUUUCUGAACCAAAUCAGGUGCUAUAUUUAAAUAAAGCUUCUCAAACGGAUUUGGGACAUUUUAGGAAAUAUGCCCUCCCUCACUCACACAUACACACACACACACACACACACACACACACACACACACACACACACACACACACACACAAAGCACAGAAUUCCUUUCUUUGUAGAUUAUUCGAAAUGUACCUGGUAUGCAUUUAGUGCACAUUCAGGAACACGUCUACAUACACACACACAGUGCAACCUUGGUCUCUUAGUGUGUGGUUCUGCCUUGUCAUUGCCUGGGUUUUCUGUGCCAGCACACAGGCCUGAUCUGAAUGAUAAUUGAGCCCUUCUGUCUCCUAGGAAAGACACUGCAGCACGCAGAGCGCAGGAGGGGGCUCAGAGAGAGAGAGAGAGAGAAAGAGAGAUAGAGAGAGAGAGAGAGCAAAAGGCUGUCUCACAAACCCAGGUCCAUAGAGACAGAAAGAAAUUUAGGCAGCCUUGGGGGGUGUUCAGAUGAUGCCUUUUUAAACAUGUUGCAUCUCAUGUUUUAAAGAAGCAGGAUAGUCUUCUUAGUUGGCUGGCUAACUCAUUACUAUGAAAAGUAGAUGAACAUGAGACAGGAAAAACUGAUAAAUGUUUAGAAACUGACAUAUAUAAAAUAUAAUAAAUACAAAAAUUAUAGUUAUAAACUGAUUUUACAUAAAUCUGUUAAUUCAGUUAAUCAAGUGUGUCAACAGAGCAAAGUGCAUUGUGUAGACUACAGGAGUGCUUUUCAGUCAUGGUGCACAUUGCUCCAUAGACAACAACGAAAAGAAGCACGCUUGAGAGAGUUUGAAAAGGCGUUGUCUGAACCCUUUGCUGUCCCCUUUUUUAUUUAGACCAUCUGAAAAGCGCUGAUUUAGUAUUACCAUCUUUCCUGGCCCAGUAUGCGCACACACACACACACACACACACACACACACACACACACACACACACACACACACACACCCACCCCACAAACACUUAAACACACCUCAGAAAACUCGAAUGCCUCAUUACUGUAUGCACUGCAGUGCUGUUGCCCUGAAAACCCUCACAGGGCUUUGUGAGUUCAAUCCAGUCCCUGUGUGUUCUGCUACUGCUGCCCUGGCUGUGACACAAACACACACACACACACACACACACACACAUACACACAUAUACACACACAUAGUGAUGGGCUUAGGCAGAGCAGGCUGGCGGACUGGCUGUUUUGUUUUUUGUUUUGGUUGGUUUUUUUUUUUUUUGGUUUUGGUUUUUUUUACCUCAAUGUGGGCACACCUCUGGCUGUUGCGCCAAGACUGCCUCUGUGCUAACAGGCUCUACCUCACCUCUGGACACAGAGCAGCUCCCGCACAGCCUCCUCCUCCCACUCACACACACACACACACACACACGCGAACACACCACACAGACACACACACAGUACCUGCACUUCAACAUACACAUACUGACAUAUUCAUGAGCAGAAACAUAAAACAUCUAGGAUGAACACCCAAUGUAUUGACACCGAGCCCCACCUCAGUGCUGUCCAAACACACACCAACACCUCCCUCAGCUCUCCCUCUUGAUGGGAGUCUACCACUGUAGACAGGAGGGCCUACCAUUUCCUUAUCCUGAUCUGUCUGCUUUCGGAAUCCCUUCAUUCUGGGCUGAGAGGACAAUUCUGUUUAGGGGACUUUUAUCCUUUUUUUCUGUUUCAGUUAAUUGUGGGACCAAUUGUCACUGAAAUUUGGAACCCCAUUCCAUUUCCGUUAAAACGGAAGCUAAGCUGGUGGGAAUAGACAGUGUGAAUGAAAGAGCAAAUGCUGUUGGUUCUGAAAACCAGCAGCAAAAAGGACUGUAGUUUUUAAAGUGGGAGAAAAUGAAGAUCCCACUGGUGGCCAGGCCAAACCCCAACACGGUCUAGAUUUCUUAAAAAAGAAAAAAAAGUAUAGAAAAAAGCUUUUUUUUGUUGUCUUUUUGAAUAUCGAGCAGUAGUUUGUGAAAAGUCUUUGUAAGGCAGAGUGAGGGGAAGAUGACUGUGGAAGAGGAGACAAUGUGAGGCGGGCAGGUGGUCCUUAUAGGCCCUUAGCAUUUUUGGCUUCUUUGAAAACCCAUAAAAUCAGUACCUCCUCUCUGAGGUACCAAUGUGUGCCCGCCCCCCUGCAGCAGUAGAUUUUGCACUUAAGGAGUUAUUGUUCCCUCCCUUCCACCGAGUCUAACAGCAGCAUAGACAUUAAAAUAGCAUGCUCUUAUAUCGAGGACACCCCCCCACUAGCCUUCUGUCAGACAGAGGCCACACCUACAUGUGUUCUUUAGCGCGCUCUCAGAGUCAGUAUUACAGUAAACCAUGUCCCUUUUCGACUUUAACUACCAACGCAUCAGCAUACACACACUCUAACACGCACACACACAUCCCCUUUGUGUCCCCCUCUGGGAGUCCUCUGCAGUGGCUUCAGACGAACACCAAAUCGAAAGGGGCCUCUCCCUUGUGAGACAAGGCUGGCCGUGGCCGUGUGCAGACGGCACCACCGAGUGAAUGUGAAGUGGUAUGCAGCAGGACAAGCAAGUACGAACGAAAGUGGGAGAGAAAAACGAGAGCAUGAAGGGCAGAUUGAGGUCCAUUUUGGAGUCAACGAAUCAUGACUUUGCGAAAGGAGCAAACAAGCAAGAGAGCUGGCCCUCUUCCCUCUCCUAGAUUGGAUGAUUGUCCACGUUGUCCCGCCCCUUUCAGUGGAGAUCCCUGUAGCCCCCACCUUUAGAGCAAGAGAAACCAAAUCCCACACAGAGACCCUCGUCAGGAGCUGAAGAUGGCAUUCCAUGGAUCCAUGUAUGGAAUUCAAGCUUGGAACACAAGUGACGCGCUGAAUCACCACUGGUCACACAGUGAUGUCAUUGGUUCUGCUUGGGUAUGUGUGUAACAAGCAGGGGUUACGAUGCUGCUUUACCUUCUGAGUCUAAUUUUAUUUCAGAGAAACAAAAACAGAUAUAAUGAAAUAAUUAUGAACCCAGAAAACAAAACUUAAAAAAAGAUGACUUUAAAGACUCCAGAACAAAGUUAAAAGCUUGGAGAUUGAGGUUUUUUGUUGUUGUUGUUUGUUUGUUUUUGUUUUUUUUAUCUCAAUGUGUUUUUUUGUUGUUUGUUUGUUCAUUUUUUGGCGCUUAACUGCUCUGUGUAAGAGAGAAAAGAACAGCCGUAGUCACUUUUGACCAUGCGUGCAGUGUAACCUAGACAGAGUUUCACCUCUUUUUCACCUCAAAAAUAGUUUGUAUCCAUAAGCCAACUGCUCUGUUUGUCUGUAUAUCUGUCCUAUUGUCCGUCCUUUUAUCCAGUUGAAUUUACAACAAAAAACAGGAAUAUUUUCAUUUUUUUAUAUUUUUGUUUCCUUUUUUAUGAAAGAAAACAGGAAAAUAAUGCAAGAGACUGAAAAUACAAAAAAAAAAAAAAAAGAAAAGUAAAAACUGAAACACAAUCUACUCAUACCUCACACAACACGAAACUCAAAUGAACUUGGGAGGAGUGCUUAUCUACAAGGCACUUGUUCAAGUGCAUCAAAUGCAUGUAUAGAUACUCUGAGGUAAAGUGCUUGGUGCGCAGGAGUGUCUGUAGUGAUCACAGACGCACACAGCCCCUUUCUCCAUGUUUGAAAGCCAACAGAGCCUUUGGACUUCAAGCUAAGUUAGUUUUAUACUCCCUUCUAGCCUGGAGUCAACGUCAGGACGCUGGAGCUCCUUCUGGAAGCGUCUCAAGCAGGAUGGGUUACAGGGUGGCUCGAAGCCUGGAGCGGAGCUGUGUGUGUCUGUGACGGUGGAGAGUGCUUCAUGGUAUUGAAUGUAGCUGACAGGACUGGGCUAGAACCAAGCCCAGCAACCAGAACCUCACUUCAGGUCACCAGCAGAGUGGACAUUGCUGUCAAAAAUGAUGUUAUAACAACAAACUGAGAAUCUAUUGCCCGCCUGCAAGGUGCAAUACUUGUUCAACCUUUGUGUUCUCUUUUUUUGUAUUUUUUUUUCAUUUAGGGUUUUAUUUUGGCCAUAACCAAGGUUGUAAAUACAAAACAAAAAAAGAAAAAGAUAUUGAAAGAUUAAUUCAGUAUAUGUCAACCAUAUGCAACACUCACAUACUGGAUAUUGAGAGGCCAGAAGGCAAAACGUGCUGGCUGAAUCCACCACUUUGUAAGUAAAACUGCAUACGUAACUAUGUAAUUGCUUCAUACAUCUGUAUGUGUGCUUGUGUGCACUCGCGAACGCGCAUGUCGACCCCUUCUUACAGAAAAAAAAGUGCCCCAUGAAGUUAACAGUCUGACCCUGUGCCUCCUAUUCCUCACGAAGUGAUAGCGAACAUAUAUCCCUUUGGACCCUCACGCUAAGCAGAGUUGUUGUGGACUGUUCUAUCUUAGUGGGUUUGCUGGCAGGGGGAAAGAAAAUUGAAUCGAUAGAAAAGUGCCCUAUUGUUAGAGUCAUAGACUUUUGAAGUCCCCUUGUUAAUAUUAUUCAAGGCGCAUUACUUAUUAUACCUUCAGCUUGCCUCUCAGCCAUCGAUCAGAUUACACCAGAGAAACUAAAAGAUCAGGCCCAUCCACAGUAGAAGUCUUAUAGAACCUGUGGCCCAUGCGUCCACAUGCGCACACACACAUGCACAGGCAUGCCAGGAUGGAGGGAACGGCUUGGGGAGUGUUUUGUUUGGCUUUUGCUGUUGCCGCUGUUUUUGUUCCUCUGCUUUUUGCCAAAUGUAGUUUUGUGUUUGGUCCUCCAAAAGAUAAAAAAAAACACUUUGUAGCAAGAAUGUCUAUGCAAUGCCUUUCCACUCCCCACUGAAUGCACCCAGGAUGUUUGAGUGAGCCCACAGGCCUCUAUACGAACACUCCCCUCUAGUCCCAGCCCACCACCUCCUCCUAAUAUGAACACAAGAGCCUCGCUCAGUCCUCUUCUGAAACCUGCAACCGAAGGCUCUUGCUGUUACCCGUUAACCCAGAGACACGAGGCCAAGGCAAGUGUUCGGUUAAGGUUUAGUGAUAUCAUCCACUGUGAAGAGGCUGCUCAGAAGGCAGUGUGUGUAUGUGUAUAUGUGUGUGUUUGUGUGACGAACGCUCUCAUGGUUCGGUGGAUCGGAACUACCUUUUAAAAAAAAUUUGAUUUUUGGCAGUUCCAGUUCCUGAAAUUGAAAAAACAAAAAGUUAAGAUAUUAAAAAAAUAAAUCAGACUGUGCCGUUCUUUAUAAAAGACGGACAAAUGCCAUGUGUUGGAUUUGUACAUAUGAAAUGUGCAGGACAGCUGAAUGUAGUUGAAGCGCCACACUUCAGGCUGAGUAGCAGUGAAGUGCUUAAUGGAAGUGAAUGGCACCUCUCCUGUGAGUAAAGUGCUCAUUAGCUGCCAGUGCUACAAGAUUCCUGCUUACGGUCAUACAGAGGCACGGUGUACAGGAGGGAGAAAGAACGCCCCUCUGUGUGACACAGUUAGCCCUGCUUUACAGCAGCUGUCAGCCUGUGUACAGUAUGGAAAACAAAUGUAAUUAGCUGUCAUAUUGCAAUCGAUCACAAUGGCUGCCCAGUUCUCCCUGUGCUUUCUAAUUAGCUUUAGCAGUGGUGUUGAGAGAACCCUAAACUAACCAAAUCCACGAGUGCAAUACAUUUAAAAUGAGCACCCUGGUCACAUGACCCUAAAUCUUAGUGUAAUCUAAACUUAGUCUGAGUUUUUGAGUCUGUAUGAAUUGAAUUGAAUUGACUUAGUGUGAAUGUAUCCCCAGUGCCCAAACGUGUGCUUUUUAAACACACCCAUCCAUGAGAGUGUGCAAGGAGAGCAGGAUGAUGUCCACUCCACACCUGUUAUCAGUGAGACUGGAAAAAAAAAGAAAACUAUUGAAGGAUUCUCUCAGGUAUAAGACAAAAAGUAUAACAAGCAUUUUUUUUUAAAUAAAUGAUGAAAAAAUUGA
This is a messenger RNA of Pygocentrus nattereri (red-bellied piranha), 8613 nucleotides long. RefSeq names its product thyroid hormone receptor alpha b (gene thrab). The coding region runs from base 650 to 1879 and encodes 409 amino acids. The record is from RefSeq and is a predicted model, not a curated record. Gene Ontology annotation, molecular function: RNA polymerase II cis-regulatory region sequence-specific DNA binding; nuclear receptor activity; zinc ion binding. Gene Ontology annotation, biological process: positive regulation of transcription by RNA polymerase II; retinoic acid receptor signaling pathway; thyroid hormone receptor signaling pathway. Lineage: Eukaryota; Metazoa; Chordata; Actinopteri; Characiformes; Serrasalmidae. The transcript has 11 exons.